AUCGCGGGCGCCCCAGCCCUGCGCGCCAGGCCUGCGUGUCCUCGCGCCGACCCCUCCCUCGCGCGCCUCGCCCGGCGCACGCGCGUGGCCUCGCGCAAGGCGGGGAGAGGCGGCGGCUGUGGGCGUCCGGCCCCGAACCUGUCAGACUUGGGGAGCUGGCCUCCAGCGGCGGGCGCGGCGGACGCGAGCACGACCCCGCUCUCCCGUGGCCCCGGGUGGAGCAGCGCAAGCCGGCCUCGCUGAGCCGGCCGGGGGCGGGGAGAUGAGCUGCGGCCCCGCGGCAGCGCCCCAGGAUGGGGAGGGACGCGCGGCACUGCCCUCGAGAACUGGCGCUCCGGUGAAGUAGGCGCCGCCGGCCGUCCGCCUCCCGCAAUCCGUUCCGCACCGCGGUCGCUCAGCCUCUGCCAUGGCCGGCUCUGGCGCGUGGAAGCGCCUCAAAUCUCUGCUAAGGAAGGAUGAUGCGCCGCUGUUUUUAAAUGACACCAGCGCCUUUGACUUCUCGGAUGAGGCGGGGGACGAGGGGCUUUCUCGGUUCAACAAACUUCGAGUUGUGGUGGCCGAUGACGGUUCCGAAGCCCCGGAAAGGCCUGUUAACGGGGCGCACCCGACCCUCCAGGCCGACGAUGAUUCCUUACUGGACCAAGACUUACCUUUGACCAACAGUCAGCUGAGUUUGAAGGCGGACUCCUGUGACAACUGCAGCAAACAGAGAGAGAUACUGAAGCAGAGAAAGGUGAAAACCAGGUUGACCAUUGCUGCCGUUCUUUACUUGCUUUUCAUGAUUGGAGAACUUGUAGGCGGAUACAUUGCAAAUAGCCUAGCAAUCAUGACAGAUGCACUUCAUAUGUUAACAGACCUAAGCGCCAUCAUACUCACCCUGCUUGCUUUGUGGCUAUCAUCAAAAUCACCAACCAAAAGAUUCACCUUUGGAUUUCAUCGCUUAGAGGUUUUGUCAGCUAUGAUUAGUGUGCUGUUGGUGUAUAUACUUAUGGGAUUCCUCUUAUAUGAAGCUGUGCAAAGAACUAUCCAUAUGAACUAUGAAAUAAAUGGAGAUAUAAUGCUCAUCACCGCAGCUGUUGGAGUUGCAGUUAAUGUAAUAAUGGGGUUUCUGUUGAACCAGUCUGGUCACCAUCACUCCCAUUCCCACUCCCUGCCUUCAAAUUCCCCUACCAGAGGUCCUGGGUGUGAACGUAACCAUGGGCAGGAUAGCCUGGCAGUGAGAGCUGCAUUUGUACAUGCUUUGGGAGAUUUGGUACAGAGUGUUGGUGUGCUAAUAGCUGCAUACAUCAUACGAUUCAAGCCAGAAUACAAGAUUGCUGAUCCCAUCUGUACAUACGUAUUUUCAUUACUUGUGGCUUUUACAACAUUUCGAAUCAUAUGGGAUACCGUAGUUAUAAUACUAGAAGGUGUGCCAAGCCAUUUGAAUGUAGACUAUAUCAAAGAAGCCUUGAUGAAAAUAGAAGAUGUAUAUUCAGUCGAAGAUUUAAAUAUCUGGUCUCUCACUUCAGGAAAAUCUACUGCCAUAGUUCACAUACAGCUAAUUCCUGGAAGUUCAUCUAAAUGGGAGGAAGUACAGUCCAAAGCAAACCAUUUAUUAUUGAACACAUUUGGCAUGUAUAGAUGUACUAUUCAGCUUCAGAGUUACAGGCAAGAAGUGGACAGAACUUGUGCAAAUUGUCAGAGUUCUAGUCCCUAAUUAAUUUUAUAUAUUUUGGGGACUCUUGCCUUAUUUAUCCUGCAGUCACAGACUUGAGAGCAAUAAAUGCAAACCUAAAUGAGAAAAUGGAAUCCCUGACAGCUGUGUCCAUAUCAAGCGUCAGUCUCUCAGUCGCCCCAACCUGACAGUGCUAGUCUCUGUUUAAUGGUAAAAGGAGACUUUGCCAUAAUUUUCAGAUGAAGAUGUUUCCCAAACACUGUUUACAGAAUGAGACGUGACUCUACAGAUACCUCAUAGAAGACAAUCCAAGAUCAUACUUCAUUAAUUUGACAGAGUACAUGUCUUAAAGGAAGCAUCAAGAAUUCAAUAUUUGCAUUUAAAAAUACUUUUUAAGGCCAUUUUAUAUUAAGCCAGUGCUGGAAAACUGAAUUUUUUUUAUUAUGUAUAAUAAUCUCGACACCCAGCUUCUGGAAUUGCUGCUUUCUUUUUACAGAAAUUACUACCCAACAGAUUUCAGAAAGUACUAGUAGUUAUCCCGAAAGUGGAAUAAGCAUGUAUUCCUAAGUGUUUCAGAAAUGUUUUAUUUCACAAAUAAGUCUUAAUGUUAUUGUUAUGGUUAUACUUUAUAAACAACCUUUUCCAGAUGCUACAGGGUUUUGAAUCUCAAAGUUAACAUUUUUGAUUAUUUGUAAUCUUAGAACCAAAUCUUUACUUAUUGUGGUCGCUGUUAUUAAAUGAUUUAGGAAAUACUUUCAAUAUUAUUCUGAAUGGCUGAAGUUAGUCUUAAACUCAAAUUACUAUAUGAUGAUUUAAAACAAAAUAAAAGAGCAAGGAUAGGGGUUGGAGUUUCAGGUUUAGGUCUUCCCAACAUCACUUUUAUCAUUCAUGGAAUUGUCUUAAAAAAGCAAGAGACUGCAAAAUGUAAACAGUAAUCUUCUGUCCCUUUAACAACUGCCAACAAUUUGUACAAAAAAUGUGGUACAUUGGUUCCUGCCUCCACUCCAGAUCAUCUGUGUGUUUAGCCUUUCGGGUAAACUCUAGAGGGUUCAGUUUAUAAUUCCCACCUUUGACAUAGUUUAACAACAUUACUUCGGAGAGAAUUUUAUGUUUUAUGAUACGCGUUAUGUUUUAUUAUAUAUUUUAUGUUUUAUGAUAUGGGUUAGGGAUUCUCCGUGGACUCCAGAAACCCUAAAAUACAAUUUUGAGGUUUUCCAAUAAUACCAUAGCAGAAAUGUCCAAGGGGUUGGGGGAAGAUAUUACUUUGAGAAAACAGAAAUGUAAAGGAUUUGUGACCUUAUGUAUGUGUGUGGUUUUUUUGUUUUUGUUCUUGAGAGAAUCUCACUCUGUCACCCAGGCUGGAGUGCAGUGGCACGUGACCUCUGCUCACUGCAACCUCUGCCUCCUGGGUUCAAGUGAUUCUUCUGCCUCAGCCUCCCAGCUAGCUGGGACUACAGGUACACCACACCCAGCUCAUUUUUUUGUAUUUUUAGUAGAGAUGGGGUUUCGCCAUGUUGGCCUGUCUGGUCUUGAACUCCUGACCUCAGUUGAUCCGCCUGCCUCAGCCUUCCAGAGUGCUGGGAUUACAGCAUGAGCCACCAUGCCUGGCCUGUAUGUGUGUGUUUUAAAGCACUAGAUAGGGAUGGACAUUAAAUCUGUGUUGCAGGGAAACUAAACAGAGGUUUCCAAACUGAAGGCAACCUAAUUGUAAAUGCCUCUGUUAAAGAGGCGGCUUGACUGUUCAUGUUUCAUUUUGCAACCAUUGGUUUUGAGAUUAUCUUUUAUGCACAUUUGGAGUCCCUUUUCAACAGUGACAGUUUCUUACACCAAGAAUGGAUAUGGUUCUUGGGCUCCUCUAAGAAUCAGAGUAGGGUAACAAUGUACCAGGCAAAUUGUGAGUUGAAAUUCUAGAUAAGCAUGCAGAUGACUUACAAUAUAAAUGAAGAAUAGGAAACAUUUUAUCUUCUUACCAAGUACCUUACUAUAAGUAAACCUAAGAUAAGAAAACCCAGAUUUACCUAUAAGAUUGUUGGGAGUUAAUGGUGUCAAUAAAAGGAUUGAUGGUCCCUCUAAUGAAACCCCGUAGAUGUUUGUUGAAUUGAACUGAAAAUUUAUGUGGCCAGACACAGUGGCUCAUGCCUGUAAUCUCAGCAUUUGGGGAGGCAAAGGUGGGAGUAUCCCUUGAGGCCAAGAGUUCAUGACCAGCCUGGUCUUUUGUAGAGACCCUAUCUCUACAAAAAUAUAAAAAUUAGCCAGGCGUCGUGCACACCUGUAGUAUCAGCUACUUGUAAGGCUGUGGCAGAAGUGCUUGAGCCCAGGAGGUUGAGGCUGCAGUGAGCCGUGUCCACACCAUUGCACUCCAGCCUGAGUAACAAAAUGAGACCCUAUCUCAAAAACAAAAAGAAAAUAUACAUGAUGGGAUUCCUAUUGUGAAGUCAUUUAAAAUAAUGACUCGAAUUUCUCAGAAAUUUUAGGAGCAUAUAAACUAUUUAAAUCAAAAUAUUCUUACAUAUAGAAACCAAGUGAGAAUAAAUGAGAGAUAUUUCAGUGGACAUCUGGACAUAUUUAUGGACUGAGUAUCUAGCAAGUAGAAAGGAAAAAAAUUCAUCAUACUCUAAUCAUUUUUUUAUAUCUAUUGAGCUUGUUUCUUGCAAACUUUUCUUUAUCUUAUAAAGGCAUAUCUCGCUUUUAUAUCAACCUGUUCCUUAAAAAACGUAUUUGAUAAAACAGGCUAAAAUUCAUUUGAGUAUUGAAAAGAAUUCUUUUUUUUUUUUUUAAGAUGGUGUCUCACUGUCACCCAGGCUGGAGUGCAGUGGCACAAUUCGGCUCACUGCAGUCUCUGCCUCCCAGGCUCAAGCGAUCCUCCCAUCUCAGCCUCCCAAGUAGCUGGUACCACAGGCAUGCACCACCACACCCAGCUAAUUUUUUGUAUUUUCGGUAGACACAGUGUUUCACCAUGUUGCCCAGGCUGGUCUUGAACUCCUGAGCUCAAGUGAUCUGCCCACCUCAGCCUCCCAAAGUGCUGGGAUUAUAGGCAUGAACCACUGUGCCCAGCCAAAAAGAAUCCUUUUGUAAAAUACAGAAACACUGCAAACCUUUGUAAAUCUUUUUUUUUUUUUUUUUAAUGAGAUGGGGUCUCCCUAUGUUGCCCAGGCUGGUCUUGAGCUCCUGGCCUCAAGAAAUCCUCCCACCUCGGGCUCCCAAAGGGCUGGGAUUACAGGGUGUGAGCCACCGCACCCAGCCAUGGAAACUUUUGUAAAUCUUAACUAUCGUGUUCUGCUUAAAGUGAGGUACACAUAAAGUUUCCUGUGCUUUGUUUUUGUAGCAAGAACUACAUAGUUUGUAUCUUUACCUUACUGAGUCUAUGAGAUUUGAGAAUUUGAUUUCACCUUUUGUAACUUAACAAAACCCACAGAAAAGGACGUUAACUUAGCAGAUAGGACCAAGGACUGAAUGACUGCUGACAAAAAGUGUUUGGUCUGUCCUUCACUUGUUGAGCUACAACCAUGGAUUACACUUCUCAGCUGAGCUCUCAAAGAGCUCUAUGCCCUGUGAAAAGCAGUGGCUGAGUUGGAUGAACACAUAACAUUGUUAAUUUUGCACUGGGAAAACAGAUUACGACAGGACCACAGACCACAAUAUAAAAACUUGGCAGUUCUUUGGUGUGAUAUAUUUUAAUUAAUAUUUGCAAAUAAUCAGUUACUUGGGUACAUAAGCCUGUGUUUCACAACUAUGGCCAGAUGCAGCCUUUUGAUCUGUUUCAGGAAAAGACCUAUUAUUCCACUAACAAUUAUGCUGCCUUAGAAACAUAAUGGGAGUGUAACUGAAGAAAGCAUAUCUCAGAAGGGUUUGAUAUGCAGAACUGGAAGCUACUGUAAUUCCUCCAUACAUUUCCAUUAGCUAUGCCUUAUGUAAUGUGAGUCAGAUUUUUACAACUUAGAGUUCCCAUCACUGUUUUUUUGCCACAUCACCGGGUUUCUUAUUUCACUGUUUUCUUUUCAACUUUGGGUGCUUUAUUUCCAUUCUCUAAAACUAAGUUUCUUGCUCUUACAAGACUUAGUGUUCCUCUUGAACCCAGGUGUCCCACCUGACAGUGUUUGUCUUUGGUAGACUUUCCAGAAUAGCCAUAGUCAAGUUCAGACACGUGAGCUUCUCUCUCAUUUUAAUGUGAGGAAAAUCAUCUUUCAGAGACAAGGCACCGCCUAGAAAUGUAUGUCCAGGUAGGAAAAAACCUUUUUAAAAUGGCAGGUUGUUCCUGAUCAGAUUUCUCUGCACACCGGACUUCGUAGAGUAAGUGUGGUAGACAAAGAGACCACUGCACAACCACCAGUGAAUAUCAUUGCUAAGAAGACUCUGGGUCGUGUUUCUCAGCCACUCUCACAGCUUUUGUAGAAUUAAUCAUUUGAUUUUGAAACAAGCAGUUAGCUAAAUCUAUUUUCCUUUUAUGCAUAUAUGUUAAUUGGCUCAACUUAAUAUGGUGUUCUUACAGAAUAUGAGCCCAUUUGAAAUAAGGUUUUAGGCAAUUUUGCUGUUGGCUCUGAUUUGUAUAUAGCAAAUUUAAAGUUACAGAGUGUUUCCUAGAUAUAAGAUUAGUUCAUUUGGUUCAUUUUGUCUUUGAACCAAGCCAAGCUCAUGAGCCAGUUGGUUAUUAGUCGUAAAUGAACACACAUCACUAUAUGCUAUGUUGAGGGGAGGCAAGUCUGAUCUCCAAAUAAUUGAUAAAGCUUAAUAUCUCUGUAGCCAAAAUACAAUUUGCAAACCCUAACUCCAGAUGUGUUGUGUGAAUCUUGACAACCAGGGCUUGAGAUUUGUUUUACUGAUUGCCAAUCAGGUAUAUUAUUUGUGAUGUUCGUGGGAGCAUGCAAAUUAGAAGACAGUGUUGUGGGAGUUCCUCAGUAUUGAAUUACAUGUGCACACUCAGGCCCGCCAGUCAUUGAAUUCUCACUUGUAAAGGGUUUAACCUGCUGUUCCAAUCAUUGAGGACCAAUUUGAUUUUUUGAUAAGAUUGGAAAACAUUUAUGGAGACUUUCCCAGUUAAAUCUAUGACAGUGUCCACUUAAAUAGUGCAAUUUAGUGUAUUCUCAGAUAACUGCAACACAAAAUUGAAAUAUGCCAGUAUGUCAUCUUUCUACCUGGAAGAUACUGUAUAUUUGGAAAGUUUAUGCUUCUCUCAAUAAAUACAUGUUAUUAAAUAAGCCAUAUCACAGUUUAAGAAAUUGUAUAUACUUUAUCAUAUGCCCUUUCAGAAACCAGGUAUUUUGCAUAUGAUUGAUUUUAGAAAGAUUUUGAAGCUGGGGUUUGUCCAUGUUAAUUAAGAUCAAAGUAUAUAUAUAUAUAUAUAAAUGUACUGUAUUUGCAACUUUCAAAUUGUAAUUUCCUAUACACUUCUUAUUAAAGUGUUGUUUUGCCAUGUGGUUUAUUAAAUAAAAAUGUACAGUCCCUUAAA
Messenger RNA from Symphalangus syndactylus (siamang), 7100 nucleotides. RefSeq names its product solute carrier family 30 member 4 (gene SLC30A4). Gene Ontology annotation, biological process: zinc ion transmembrane transport; response to zinc ion. The record is from RefSeq and is a predicted model, not a curated record. NCBI's taxonomy places the organism in Eukaryota, Metazoa, Chordata, Mammalia, Primates, Hylobatidae. Gene Ontology annotation, molecular function: zinc ion transmembrane transporter activity. Gene Ontology annotation, cellular component: plasma membrane.